Messenger RNA from Rhopalosiphum maidis (corn leaf aphid), 768 nucleotides. RefSeq names its product enkurin-like. Gene Ontology annotation, cellular component: acrosomal vesicle. The transcript is spliced from 4 exons. The coding region runs from base 1 to 768 and encodes 255 amino acids. The record is from RefSeq and is a predicted model, not a curated record. Gene Ontology annotation, molecular function: calmodulin binding. Lineage: Eukaryota; Metazoa; Arthropoda; Insecta; Hemiptera; Aphididae.
AUGAGCAAGGAGGUUCAGGAAAAUAUUAAGUAUUUGAUUCAAAGACCAAAAACGCCAGAGAUCAAACCUUUGAUGCACCGUUCAGUUUUCAACAAUUCGAUUAAAAGGGAUUACAUGUCAAAUAGGGGCUGUCACCAAACAAUGGGUUAUGCUGAAGUCAAGCUCAAUCAUCCGUCGAAGUUUUUAAAAAAACAUACCAGAAUAGUGAAAAGACCAUUUGCCAAUUCCUUAAAACCAGUGCUAACUAGUGAAAAAUAUAGUCAACGAUGUAGUAGAUCGCCCAAUUUUAAAGAAAAAAUCAAUAAAAUUCAGAGAAAUUUUCUGCACGAAAACAUAAUUGACGUCAUAAGAAAGGUGCCGCCAUUGCCAAGGCAUCGGGUACAAGACAGUCGGAAUGGACACACAAUGGUUCUAGAUGAGGCGGGCCUAGAGCCCACGUAUGUAUCCAAGAAGAAUUUUGGCAAAACACCUUCGUAUAUUAAGAAAAUAAUUAAGGAAAAGGAAAUGGAAAAACUAGCUGAGGUCGACCGUGUACGGGCGAUCAAGCCACCGUUGCGCUAUAUACCAGAAGAAGAGCGUAAAGAGUUAUUGAAAGGAUUAAAGUCUAAUUGGGAUGAAUUGUAUACAGAAUUUUUAUUAUUACCUAUGGUCACCGACUCAGUACCAAAAGUUAAUCGAAAAGCCCGGAUUGAGAAUGAACUAAAUAAUUUAGAAAGAGACAUCAACCUAUUGGAAAGAUACCCAUCACUAUACGUGUGUGAUAACUAG